AUGGCAUCUCCCACAGAAGUUGGGCCAGAGCUCCUCGACAGCGGCGACGUCGUUGCUGACUUGGCCUGCAGCCUGGCUAGCAUGGCACCUUUGGAAAGAAACCUCGUCAGAGCAACUCCGGCAUGGCAAGUGCUGCAAUCCUUUGGUGCUGCAUUGGGGAGGACUAAUCAGGAUCUGUAUGAGCGGAGCUUUCCAGUGGAUUCGAUUCAAGUUUUCUGGAGUCACAGCUGGCAUGGCAACAACUUCCUCAAGAGGCUGCUACUGCUAUUGCUGUACAACGGGCCUCCUGCAGCAAUUGCUGCCACCAUCUCAGCUCUCUUGGUGAUGUCGCUCCAGAUUGCGGGAUACCUUCCAGGCUUCUCACGAGUUAGCAGGAUGGCAAUGGAGCAAGAGCAAGAAACGAUGGCGGUGCGUGCCCCGUGGUCUGCGCUGACAGCAGGGUUUGUCUUCGUGGUCGUGCUUCUGCAAUGGAAAGCGAGGAGUUUGGUUUUCCUUGACCGAGUAUGUAUCAAUCAGAGGGAUAAGGUGCAGAAAUCCAAGGGAAUCUUAAGCAUUGGCGCAUUCCUGAAGUGCUCCGACCAGUUUCUGCUUGUUUGGGACAGCACUUUCGCUGGGCGCCUAUGGCUGACAGCCAUGGCUCCCUGCAUCUUGGGCGUUGGUUUCGCUAACUGGGCUUCAACGAUACAUUUCAUUUUGGCUAGCGAGCAAUCCCUUUUGGACAUUCUCUUGCUUGUGCUGACACGGUGGUUCUUCUUAUACCUCACUGCGUCCUAUUUGCGUGAGCACUACCGGAACACGGAGAUUAUGCUCAAGCAGCUUUCCGACUUCACAGUCCAAUCUGCCCGCUGUCACUGCUGCAACGACGGAGUGACGUGUACUGCCAAUGUUUGUGAUCGUGCGAUCAUCGCGCGAUGCCUUCAAACAUGGUAUGGGUCUGUCGAGGCCUUCGAGGUGACUGUAAGAACCAAGGUCAGGGCCACUCUGUAUCGACAGUUGGGUGGAUUAUUGUUUCCGUAUGGUUGGCAAGUCAUGGGUAGCUCGGGUAUCUUAUGGGGCUUUGCAGAUCUCAUCGCAGCACGUGGCCGUACCGGAAACUGGACCGUGGUGGGAGUGCUUGUUUGGGGCGUCCUGGCUUGGUGCUUGUUCUUGUGGCCCUUCAUGUUUCAAGCGACCGCACUGUUGGCGAAUUAUUUUCGCGGCGACCAGGGCCACGUUUGGCUGGACAGGCUGAAAAGCGUUGCGGUGGCAUUUGUCGCCACUGCACUUUCCUUUCUGGCACAGUGGUCAUCGAGUCUCGUGCCUGAUGUGUUUUCGGCAUGUCUUUAUUGUGGCGGUUCAGCGAUGCUUCUUGGAGCAUCACAUGUGGCUCUCCAAUACCAGGCUCGGCGAACGGUACCCAUGUUGGAUUCAAUCAAAAAGGAUGUGCCAGAGAAUCGUUUGCCCGUUGUGGUUGGGAAACCGAGUGAGGAUGAGCUUGCCGCCGUUCCUGAGACCGGGAACGAAUGA
Messenger RNA from Symbiodinium sp. CCMP2456, 1506 nucleotides. Lineage: Eukaryota; Dinophyceae; Suessiales; Symbiodiniaceae. The record is from the annotation of a GenBank genome assembly.